CUUUAAACACGUGACUUGUUCUACUUCCGUGAGCCACAAUAACAGAAGCCUUUGACUUGUUUCCCGUUUGAAUUGACUCCCGUGUCGUCUAAGUGUGUUCUGCCGUUGAGAGUGUAUCGUAUCAUCGUAAAAAUGAAGCUGCAGUGUUUAAUCGCGCUGACUCUCUGCGUGGGAGUAAUGGCGGGGAAAUACUCCCGUGAACUGAACGAGGCGAGCCCGCAGGACAGUGAUGGCGAGAAGGUGGAGUUCAGGAUAUCGAAGCUGAACCAGGUGUGGGAGAAAGCAAAACGGAUGCAGAUGCCCCCUGUGCGACUCGCUGAGCUGCACAGUGACCUGAAGAUCCAGGAGAAAGAUGAGAUGCAGUGGAAAAAGAUGAAAGUGGAGGGGUUGGACGAAAAUGGGGAAAAAGAGGCUCAGCUCAGACGAAACUUCAAUGUGAUCCUGGCAAAGUAUGGCAUGGAUGGGAAAAGGGACACACGGCCACUGGAGACAAACUCCUUGAAGGAUCACGACACCAAAGAGACAGACAUGUUUGAUGAUCCCAGACUGGACAAACUUUGGAAUAAGGCCAGUAGCUCUGGCAAGUUCUCUGACGAGGAGCUGCUGAGUCUGAAGAGAGAGUUUCAGCACCACAAAGAGAAGAUCCACGAGUACAAUAUCCUCAUGGACACCAUCACCAGGACCGAGGAAAUCCACAAGAAUGUGAUCUCCCCGUUGGAGGGUGACACUAAAGAGCACGCACUGCACCAGAAGCACACGGACCUGAAGGAGAAAAUGAGAGACCUCAACCAGGGCUUCGAGCGUCUCCGCAAGCUCAGCCACGAGGGCUUCACAGAAGACAGCGAGUUUCGGGAGCCCCGCGUGAUUGAGUUGUGGGAAGCUGCCAAAAGAGCCAACCUCAGCAAAGACGAGCUGGACUCUCUCAAGGAGGAGCUGCGUCACUUUGAGACCAAGGUGGAGAAACACAGCCAUUACCAGGAGCAACUAGAGCUGUCGCACCAGAAGCUGCGACACGUGGAGGCUCUGGGAGACAAGGAACACAUCAAGAGGAACCAGGACAAGUACAACACGCUGGCUGAAAAGACCAGGGACAUGGGCUACAAGAUGAAAAAACAUUUGCAGGACCUGUCCAACAAGAUCUCUCGCCAGGGACUUCAGCACAAUGAGCUCUGAGAGGCUCCAUCAGGAUGACUGGUAGAAGCAUAAUGAACUAAUCAGACACACACACAGAUCCACCAUUCCUUUGCAUCCACUGUAAAAAGAGUCUGUUUUUCUACUUUUCUAGUGAAUGGAGCAUAUGAGUAUGUACAAACUGUGAGAUUUCUUACUCAUGAGAUAACCGUGAUAUUAGAAGUAUUAAGUAUUGCUCAUUCUUUGUACCACCGGUUCAUACGACUGAUGUUUCUUAAACAAAGUUAGUUAAACAAAGUCCAGUAGAGUGGAGGAUGUUGUUUAGUAAUGGGAGGCAGCACUAAAAUUCUCUCCUAACCAAGUGAAGUAUUUUAGCAGCUUUGUGGUCAUUUCAGCUCUACUAAGUGCACAAGGUGUUCAUCCUAUAAAAAUACUGCCCAGACAGUUUGUCCACACUUGUCUGUCAUUAGCUGUUCAAAUGAAAACAGGUCCUAUAUCACUACUGCAGCGCCUCAUACUUUGGUUUGCUGGAAUCGUGUUACAUGUGUGGUAUUAUAAUAAUGAUUCAAGUAAAAAGCACUGAAACAGCAAUCUUUAAUAUUCACUAAUACAGUAGCCAACAAUGUAGAAACAGUAUUUAAAAAUAUAAUUUCACAUCAUUCUUAUUGUCUUGCCAUAAAUAAAAGUUACUAUUUACACAUCCUGUAAAGAGAAUCAGUCCCUUCAGUGAUAAUAAUAGGCUGCUCUUGGUAAAACCUUUUCUUAUUCAUUCUUUGACACACACCCCUCCCCUCCCCCCACCUCCUCAGAGUCUCUGGUGCCAAACAGAAACCAUAAAAAUAAAUUAGCUUCAAAUAUUGGACAAUUUGUCCUGAUGAUAUCAAGAGAGCGAUGAGAAAUGGGAACACACAGCGCUUUUCCAUUCAUCAGCUCCUGCCCUCUUGCAGACCAGAAGCAGAGACAUUGAUUACUGUGAUGAAUAGUGUUGCAGCUUGGCUGAUUACUCAGUCCUGUUCUGGCCGAGAAACACGGGCCCGGAUUAAUGUCAUUUACGUCUGACAUUGUAAGAUGCUUAUUUUAAUGUGAUCCGUUUAAGCUGCCAUGUGGAAUGAUGGGCGAGCCAGCUGAGACGGUCAAACGUAAGUGUGAUGAGAGGGCCUGGAUCAUGUGCGCUCAUAUUCUGUGUGAACCUGAGACAAACCGUACCAGUACCAGUGAUAGCUGCAAGCAGUUCUCCAGCCAAACAGGAAGUCGAACUAAGCAGAGUGUCUAAGAAAGAAAUGAGAAAAAAAGUAACAAUGCCAUGCAAACAUACUAUUUAGCUGUUGAGCAUUAGGGACAGUAUAAAAACAUAUUUCUGACUUUUAAAUUUGAGCUAACGUUCACUGUGGUGCUACACCCUAAGAUUCCACCUGACCCUGUUUUCAUAAACAAAAAUGUUGAUGACACAAACAUGAGACGAGAUCAAUUCUGGAGAAAUACGUACGUAAAUUUGUGCCUGAUCCUCAUUAGUACCUGUGUGUGUGUAUGACUGCAGUGAGGAAACAGUUCCUAUGAAGGGCAGCACUAAAGUAGACGGAGGACAAAUCAAACUACACAUAUACAACAUUGUACUAACAACAUCCAGCUGCAUAAGAGACGUACCAGACAGUUCCUAUUCCCAAUUUACUCUAACUGGAAUGAAUUGCAGGAAUUUCUGUAAAACAAAGUAUGAGGACCAAGUGCUUUUAGCGCCUGGCGUCGUCUUGGCGACGCAGGGAACUGGCAGCGAGCGAGGACUUUAAGUGUCAUGGAGUCAGUGCGGUGGCCCUCGCCGCCUGCUCUCCAGCUGAGUCAGUCUGUCCUCCCUGCCCUGAGCGUGCUCCGCCCCCACUCGCCCGGCCGUUUCCAUGGCAGCGACGUUGAGGUGGGCGUACCUGCUGGAGCCCUCUCCUGGUCAGGAAAUCAGCGGUAAAAGGGGGAAGAUCAGAAAGCGCGUUUACACGGUGCGACACCUGCUUUUCAACUCAACGCUGACAAAAGCGAGAGCAGCAUGUGUGUGUGUGUGUGUGUGUGUGUGUGUGUGUGUGUGUGUGUGUGUGUGUGUGUGUGUGUGUGUGUGUGUGUGUGUGUGUGUGUGUGUGUGUGUGUGUGUGUGUGUGUGUGUGUGUGUGUGUGUGUGUAAUGUUCUGUUACUCUGACCUUGUACUGACUGUAUAUAUACUACACUUUCCCAACUGAUAUGUUGAUCUGUGAUGUGAAAAAUGAUUGUUAUUCACACUUGAGAAUUAUCAGUCUUUUCAACAGUGAUGAAAUUUGAUCACCAUCACGCUAAAAUUUAAAAUGUGUGAUCAGGUUUAAAUAGCAAUAGAAAUCAAAUACACAUUUUUCAAGAAA
Betta splendens (Siamese fighting fish) is the source of this 3507-nucleotide messenger RNA. RefSeq names its product low density lipoprotein receptor-related protein associated protein 1 (gene lrpap1). Gene Ontology annotation, cellular component: endomembrane system; cis-Golgi network; endosome. The coding region runs from base 133 to 1173 and encodes 346 amino acids. NCBI's taxonomy places the organism in Eukaryota, Metazoa, Chordata, Actinopteri, Anabantiformes, Osphronemidae. Gene Ontology annotation, molecular function: receptor antagonist activity; heparin binding; lipase binding. The transcript is spliced from 8 exons. The record is from RefSeq and is a predicted model, not a curated record. Gene Ontology annotation, biological process: negative regulation of very-low-density lipoprotein particle clearance; negative regulation of receptor internalization.